UUGUAUGUUUUACUGUUUUUACUUCUACGAUUAGCUUGUCUUUUUACAUGUUGUCUAUGGUAUCGUUUUCGCGCUGUUUUGUGGUACUAGCAUUGGCCGUGCUUGGAUCUGCCUCUUCUGGAGACAGAGCUCAUAUUUACCAAAACUGCGUAUCUAUAUGCCAUGCCCAGCGCUGUGUAUCACCCUCGACAUCCUUACCAUUGUUUCUUAGAUUGACGCAAUGGACGUGCACAGACGACUGCAAAUACGGAUGUAUGCAUACCAUAACAGAUAAAGCCGUCGAAGCAGGUCUUCAAGUCGAACAGUACUAUGGGAAGUGGCCUUUUUGGCGAUUAUUUGGGAUGCAGGAACCAGCUUCCGUUGCGUUUUCUCUCUUAAACUUGUGGUUUCAUGCUCAAGGAGCACGUCAAAUCUUGUCUCAAGUCCCCUCAAAACACCCAAUGAAGCUCUACUACUUAGUAUGGGCGUUCAUCAGUGUCAAUGCUUGGACGUGGUCAUCAAUUUUCCACACCAGAGAUCUACCUUUCACUGAAAAGCUAGACUAUCUCUCAGCCGCUAUGGCCAUAUUAUUCGCCCUUUACUACACCGUCCUUCGGUUUUAUCAUCUGUACCCUUUGGUUCAAGGAUGUACUCAAAAUGCGGCAAUAUCCCAACAGUGGAGGAAGCCCCUAUACCUCGCAUGGAGCUCCGCUUGUACAAUCAUAUACAUUGCCCACGUUUCCUAUCUGACCUUACCCCCUCGAUUUGACUAUUCAUACAAUAUUUUGUUCAACCUCUCCCUUGGACUUAUACACAAUUUUCUGUGGUUAGCCUAUUCGCUUCCGGCGUCGUUUUCAGUGCUCCGCAGAUUCCCUUUCCGACCCAAAUCAUACAGACCAAAGUUUGCGAGCAAGGCAGCGGUUUUUGUUCUUCUUACCACUGCGGCUACUGCACUAGAGCUAUUCGAUUUUCCUCCGUGGGGGAGGAUUAUAGACGCGCAUUCGUUAUGGCAUCUCAGCACCGCCCCAAUCGUCAAGUUCUGGUACGACUUCCUUAUCGAAGAUGCUUUAGAUGAUGGCUGGAGGGACCAGAGAAUGUGAGUGGUGAUAUGUAUGGUGAUUA
This is a messenger RNA of Serpula lacrymans var. lacrymans S7.9, 1101 nucleotides long. RefSeq lists its product as uncharacterized. Gene Ontology annotation, molecular function: hydrolase activity, acting on ester bonds. NCBI's taxonomy places the organism in Eukaryota, Fungi, Basidiomycota, Agaricomycetes, Boletales, Serpulaceae. The transcript has 2 exons. Gene Ontology annotation, cellular component: endoplasmic reticulum membrane. Gene Ontology annotation, biological process: GPI anchor biosynthetic process. Bases 48 to 1079 code for a protein of 343 amino acids. The record is from RefSeq and is a predicted model, not a curated record.